This is a messenger RNA of Vigna unguiculata (cowpea), 1429 nucleotides long. RefSeq lists its product as uncharacterized. Gene Ontology annotation, cellular component: membrane. The record is from RefSeq and is a predicted model, not a curated record. Lineage: Eukaryota; Viridiplantae; Streptophyta; Magnoliopsida; Fabales; Fabaceae.
AUGGCUGCUCCAUCCGAAUCAUCUCUCAUUUCGAAGCUUCAGUCCUCCGAUUCCUCCGGCAUCCACGCCCUAGUCUCCGAUUACCUCCGUCCCCUAGCAGAUCUCAAAGCGACAAAGAAAUCCAAACCCGAACCAACCCUAAUUUGCUCCCUCGCCAAGCGCUUUCUCUCCUUCCUCAACGCCUCCCGGGGCUUUCCAAGUCCAACGACGCCGUUUUGCUACUCGAACUGCUCCGCGUUUACAGGCUCUGCCUCGAUUGCUUGGACACCGUCGCUUCUCAGUUGGCUUCCAAGCCAUUCUCCAUCGAAUUCCAGAGACUUCGCUUCAUGCACUGUCUCGAAGUUCUUGAGAGGCUUCGACAGCCGAAAGAGGAAGGGCAAGCUUCUCCAUGAAAUAGACAAGGGCGGCGGAGGCAGUAAAGACUUAUGUUCGUUGAUAGUUGACAUUGCCGUGAGCCUCGUGAGGUGUGCAUCCGCGGGUUUGGCUAAAGAAGAUGGCGAUUUCAAGAAGGUGCUUCAGUUGGUGGAGGAAGUAACCCCUUGGCUCAAAUUGACUAUCGGUUUCUAUUUUUCGUCAUCACCGCGCUCCUCAAAUUCGACAAAGAAGCACGAAUUUCAUUAUAAUUGCUGUAUUGACACUGGUGAUCAAAGGCUCGUGGUAUUUUCGACAGAUAAUCCUGACUUUGUUUGUUGGGAUAUGGGGAAUUCGCCUGGCGCUUUUCCUGUUAUUCAGGUGUGGACUGUGAGUUUACCGGUCACAUUGGUUAAUGCAAGCGACAAAAAUCCCUUUCUACAUGUUGUGGAUGUAAUAGGUUGGAUUUUGGUGAGUGGGGUUGAUCGGUUCAAGAGACCGUUUGCACAUCUUGAGGAGCAUUAUGGGAACAGUGAACGAAGCACUCCAUUGCAUUGCAGAGACAACAUGUCUCCUUACCUAGAGAGAGAGUUUGUGCUCCCAAGGAUGAAAGUAAACAACUGAACGAUAUUGAAAAUGUUCCAGGGUCUGAUGCGACAGGUGCUCAAAAUGGAACCUCCAGAUCAAACUACAGUGCGCGUAGCUUGUUAAAAAGUGCUAGUAUUAGUGCUUCCAAGUGUGUAGUUGUGAAACAAAAUAAAGAUCCAAAGCAAGAGGCAAUGAAGGAGAUAAAUGAUGAGACGAUGGAUGGAGUGACAUGUUGCUGCCCUCCAUGCUUGAUUUUGAUAUUGGUGUUGCUUCGUACCUUCUUCCAUGCUCUGAUUCUUUGAACAACGAGAGAGAGGUGGUGAUGGUGGUUUGAAACACUGUUUUAAGAAGGCCAAGCAAAAGCUGCUUAACUCUGCACUCGUUUGACACAUAAACCCACGCACGGCACUUGAAGUGUUGCUUCACCUGGGUGCUGUUGUAGACUUUCCGGGCAAGGGUGGUCUUCCCCAAUCCCCCAUGCCAAUGACCG